Microplitis mediator is the source of this 1745-nucleotide messenger RNA. RefSeq names its product probable serine/threonine-protein kinase roco9. Bases 1 to 1566 code for a protein of 521 amino acids. NCBI's taxonomy places the organism in Eukaryota, Metazoa, Arthropoda, Insecta, Hymenoptera, Braconidae. The record is from RefSeq and is a predicted model, not a curated record. The transcript is spliced from 3 exons.
AUGAAACUUGCAUCAAUGCAGCAGCGACCACAUGCACCUCCAGUACCUCCGAGGCCAAGCAGACAAGUUGUUGCAGAGGCCCUCAAGAGAUCAUCUGCUAGAUUAACUUUCCCAACGCGUCAAGCUCCACCGCCUCCAACUAACGUACGACCCUGGCAGCAAUCGGAUUAUUCUUCAAAUAACGAUAUUGAGUCUGUUGAAAAAAAUCUUAAUGUUGUCUACGAUUCUAUAAAAGAAGCUAACCAAGAAAAGUCUCAUCAAUCAAAUAAUAAUAAUAAUAAUAAUAAUAAUGAAUCCAAUAGUAAAUUAACAACGGAAACUUUUUUAAAUACAAAUGAAAUUAACAAAAAUAAUAUAAACAAUAAAGAUUUAAAUGUAGCUACUAAUAAUCAAAACCACAGCAAUAAUAAUAAUAAUAAUAAUAAUUAUGAAAAUAUAAUAAUUUCAAAUAAUCAAGAGUGUAAAUCAAUAGGUGUGAGUACAAUAACUCGAGGUAGUAUUUCACCUAUUGCAAUAGAUAAAUUCGAAAAUAGUAAUUUACACACCGAGUUAACAAGUAGAGAGAAUGCGCGCAAGAUAUUUUAUGGAGCGAUUUCUAAUAAUGAACUUAGCAAGUUACCUGAUUCUCUCAUAAAAACAACAACAACAUUAACAAAGGUUGUAGUUUCAACUGAAAAUGACGUGAAAUCACAAUUUUCAAAAAAUAAACAUCUUAUAGAAAAUUCAUUGACAUCCAGUGCCUUGACUGUUUUAAAUGAUGAUGGCACAACAAUUGUUGUUAUUGAAAAACCAAAUGAUGAUAUAAAAUCCGUUAACAGCGAAGAUGAUAAAAAUAAUAUUCAUCAUAAAGAUUGGUUAGAAGCAGGGAUUCGUUAUUCAUCUACUAAAAUAACUCUACCUGCAGAUGAUGAUUCAAUAAACAACGAAAUUUUAACUUGUUCGACACAUCAUAAUUUUAUUUUUAAUAAAUUUAGUAAGACAAGACCUGAAAGUAAUUUUACCAGUAUAUAUGAUAAAAUAGCAAUGUCUUCCCUUCAAGGACUACCUCCUUUGCCUCGAAGCCUAAGUGGAUUAUAUCUUAAUGAAGAAUUUAGAGAAACAAAUGAACCGCCUCCACCACCUUUGAGAUCUUCAAGUAAAACAUCUAAAGUAGGAAAAACAAUACAGUCAUCAAAUUCCAGGCCUUCACCUUCACCUGGACGACAACUCACCACUUUGGAUUCACAGCUGGCGAUUCUCAGAAAAGAAAUGUUUGGACUGCGGCAAUUAGAUCUUUCAUUACUAUCCCAGUUAUGGUCACUCAACGAAUCAAUUCAAGAAUUUCGGCAACUAGUUCAGGAACACGAUGAAAGAGUCCCUUCACCGUCUCCUAGCAGUGAAGAAGGUGAUGAUGGUUAUGGAAAUCAUAUACAAGUACCUUCACGUAGACCACCGUCUCUCCAUCAUCAUCAUCAUCAUCACCAUUAUUCGUCUCAUCACCAUCAUCGACCACCCAGACCACCGAGACCUUUGCGACCACUCGGUAGCGAUGAAUCGCCCUCCAGUGAAGAAUAUGGAGCGGUUUAAUGAUAAAUUAUUAUUAUUUUUAAUUAAAACAUUAUUGUUUUUUUAAUUUUUCUAAAUUAAACUCUGAUUUCUUGGUAUUUAAUAUAUUAUAAACAGUUCAUGUUAAAUGUCAAUAGAUAUAUUUUUCAUGUGAAUUUUAUAUAUUCAACAUUUUUAAAAUAUAAAUUACUGUAGAGAAA